Molecule: messenger RNA, 945 nt
Organism: Zonotrichia albicollis (white-throated sparrow)
Lineage: Eukaryota; Metazoa; Chordata; Aves; Passeriformes; Passerellidae
Source: RefSeq, a predicted model, not a curated record
CAUCUCCCAUCCUCAAUCCCCGCCACCUCAGUGUUCCAGGGCUCCCGCUGUGCCCAGAGUCUCUCGGAGCAGGAGGCCUGAGGGGACUGAGCCCCUCCAAGCCGUGCCAGGAGGGGAGGAGGAGGUGGCCUGACUGUCCCCCCAGCCAUGAGCCGCCGCGUGGUGCGCCAGAGCAAGUUCCGGCACGUCUUCGGGCAGCCGGUGAAGGCAGACCAGAUGUACGAGGACAUCCGUGUCUCCAAGGUGACGUGUGACAGCUCCUUCUGCGCUGUCAACCCCAAGUUUGUGGCCAUCAUUGUGGAGUCUGGUGGUGGCGGCGCCUUCAUUGUCCUGCCCCUCGCCAAGACAGGACGGGUGGACAAGAACCACCCGCUGGUGACGGGACACACGGCGCCCGUGCUGGACAUCGACUGGUGUCCCCACAACGACAACGUCAUCGCCAGCGCCUCGGAGGACACCACUGUCAUGGUGUGGCAGAUCCCCGACUAUGUCCCCGUGCGCAACAUCACGGAGCCCGUGGUGACACUGGAGGGACACUCCAAGCGGGUGAGCAUCAUCUCCUGGCACCCCACCGCCCGCAACGUCCUGCUCAGCGCAGGCUGCGACAACCUGGUCAUCCUCUGGAACGUGGGCACCGGGGAGAUGCUGCUGGCUCUGGACGACAUGCACACCGACCUCAUCUACAACGUGGGCUGGAACCGCAACGGCAGCCUGCUGGUCACCACCUGCAAGGACAAGAAGGUCCGUGUCAUCGACCCCCGCAAGCAGCAGAUCAUAGCGGAGAAAACCAAACCGCACGACGGCACCCGGCCCAUCCGCGCCAUCUUCGUGGCCGAUGGCAAGAUCUUCACCACGGGCUUCAGCAGGAUGAGCGAGCGGCAGCUGGGCCUCUGGGACCUGGUACGGGACAGCAGCUCCAGCCUGGCCAGCGCCGAUCCCGCAGAA